CCCUGGCGCAAGCCGCCGGGAAGGGGGUUGUAGUUCGGAGUGGUUAUAUGAAUUCCAAAAAUGUCUGGGUCUGGAAGAUUGCAACUUGUCAUGGUAAAUCUGAAGCAUGCAAAAAUCUGUGUUGCAUGAGUGCCAAAAGCGGCACACUUUUGAACAAGUUGGAAGGGAGUUUCUCAUGCAGGAUAGGCAUGGCAGAGACCUCGCAGAGUCUGUCAUGCUAUGGCCCGCAUUCCAGACCUCAUGGGUCAUGGAAAAUCUGCAUGACAAGUCUACACUUUUCCAGACCCAGACAUUUUUGCAUUUGAUAGGUUAACAUUUUUACCUAUGUGGACUAAAACUCCGACGCGGCGUGGCCGCCUGACCGCCGCGAUCCACCGCAAGCGCAGCGAAUUUCUGUUGCUAUCCUGUGCAAAAUUAUCGUACUCGUAGUAAUUGCAGUCAUGCAUUACAAUUUUUUUUCCUAAGGUAAAUCCGCAUGACAAACUUUGUUUCUCAUGCUGAGGGAAUUUGUAAUGCAUUUAUACGAGAGCGAUGCGUUUGCAAUGCAUAGUUGCAGCAGUACCCCAAUUGCCCCAGUUUGCAGAUCAAGAAGCAAGCAGCGGAAGAGGAGCAAGACCUCCCGGGGGCUGCACUGGUGGAUCCUGACGCGGAGGAGGUUCUCGAGCAGCACAACCGUUUCGUAAAUAUCUCGGAAGAUGCUGCGCCGGUCAUCGAAGAGUCUAUCCUGAGUAAAAAUGUCCCCACUCCAGAGUCAAAUUGGGAAAUCCGCUAGACAAAUCAGCCACCUCUGGUUGUUUCGCAUGACAGCUUUGUCCUCGUAGUGUGAUCCUGCUUAGUUCGUUCAGCAGCAUCACAGAUCUAGCCUAUCACGCUGAUUGGAGCGCUGCAAGUUCCAAAACACGACUAGAGAAUACUUCUCAUGGGGCUCCGCAUGACAAACAUUUUUCGCAUGCCUACCUGCAUGACAGCUCUGGGGUGGGGACGUUUUUACAUAGGAUAGAGUCCUGGUCCUCCUCAUCUUCCGGAGUGGACGUCGCGGAGAACUACACUAGAACCUAUCAAAAGGAAAAAUCCCCCCUCCCCAUAUCAAAACGAAAUUUCUGAUGCUGGAUUUGAAUACACAAAUCAAAUUUGUGUUGCAGUAGAGGAAUGCACGCAGAUCCUGAGCCUAGGCGGGGGUCUUUUGGUGUAGGCACCUAGCAUGGUAGACGACUACCCUGUGAGCCUUACAGCAUUACAAAUCGCCUGCAUAACGUGGCAGAGAGCCUGGAUCUGCCUUCUAGCAAGACAGGCCCGCUCUGUGGUCACAAAUCACGAGUCUGCUUUUCAGAAGGAUGCGUUUUCAAUAUGGGGAGGGGGGAUUUUUCCUUGCAAUAGAACCCCUACCAAAAGUACUACUAAAAAAACGUCAUUCCAAAUAAAACGCAGUGGCCGGUGCGGUACCCACGGGGGUUGGCUGCGCAAUCCGUUGCGGCUGCACGAACUAGGCAAGCUCUCCGGACCCAACAGUGCGCAGCAGGAGUGGCUGGCGCAGCGGGAAAAAAACAUCGACGACUAUUUCGCGGCACGACUGCAGAACGAGGUCGAGGUGGAGGUGGGUAGCAGGAGCUGCACUACAACUACUGGCGAGAGUGGAGGAGGUCAACAGCAUCUUCUAAAUACCCCCUUUCACGGUGUUGAUCCGUCAAAUUUUUCUGCAUUCGGCGCGACGAAAUCUUCAACCUCUGUUGAUGCUGCGAAGAGCACAAGCAGCAGUACUGGAGGCGGAACCAGAAGUUGUGUAGAAAAUGAUCCUGCAUCGAACAUCAAAUCGCAGGACCAACAUUUGUUCCUCGUCCCCAGUUCUACUCGUAGUACACAAAAACUCCCGCCCAGCCCGCUCUUCCGGCAGCCCUCAAUAAACCUCGCUCCCCUACUGGAGGAGCAGUUGCAAGUCAAGCAGCAAAUUCAAGCCACGAUGCCCGACUCGAACCACUUUCGGCAAGAUCAUGUCGACCUUUUGGUUCGAGGGGUCAAGAAUCUCAACGACGGCGCCAUCGGACCCGGUGAUCAGAUGUCCUUGCAGGACGAGCUACAUCAAGGGGAUUCGAAAACUACACUCCAACAGCUCCUCGAGGAACCUUCUUCAAGAACUACAUCGCCCGGUUUUGAUUUGCCAGCAUCGGCGCAGAUGAGCAGUGGAAGGGCCGCAGCACCACCUUCCGGUGACGUAGUCGUAGAUGGAAAUUAUAAGGGCGCAAGGGUUUCUAUCGAAUAUCAAAUGUAAAAAUGUCUGGGUCUGGAAGACUCAUGCUGUUUUUGCAUGACACAGAAGGUCUGGCAUGGAGGCUCUAGCAUCACAGGUUUCGAGAAGCAUUCGGAAUGCCGAAUCCGCAUGACAAAUCCCUGAUUUUGGUGACAGAAAGUGGGCAACUUUUGCUGCCUAUGCAUGAGAGAUUUUUCUGUGUUCUGAAAUGCGCAUCACAAGUUUCAACCUUCCAGACCCAGACAUAUUUGCAAUGCAUAUCGUAGCAGCCAGCACAACUGCUGCAGCUCCGUCAGAUCUUCACGUUUCUGCAGAGAAUGAAAAUACCACCACGCUGCCGGGAAAAAACUGCUCAUUCUCUCAGCCCAACGGGCACGAGGACCAUGGUUUGCAGCCUGAGGCUGCCGAGAGGUCGUCCUCAAACUGCAUGACUCCGUCUGCUUUUAUCACAAGGAAAAAUCCCCCCUCCCCAUAUCCACCGGAAGUUUCUGAUUCUGAUGCUGGAUUUGCAUAUACAAAUCAGGUCUGUCUUGCAGUAGAGGACUGCAGGCUCCUGCCAAGCCUGAUUAGAGAGGUUUUGGCCUAGGCGCUUAGCGUGGGAAACGGCUAUGCUGUAGGCCCAACAGCAUCCAUCACAAACCGCCUGCAUAAUGCGGCAGAGCCUGUGGGAUUGUCUUCUUGCAAGACAGACGUGGUUUGUGGUCUCAAAUCACCAAGACAAAUUGUCGGAAACAUACCUUUUCGAUAUGGGGAGGGGGGACUUUUCCUUUCAAUAGCUUCGCCCUCUGUACCCGUAGAAGGAGCAACGGCUACGACCAGUCCAGACCGAGUUGAUAUUUCGACAUCAACAGCUGUGGCAGCUAGUACGCCGCGAGAAGAAACGCGACAGGACCUCGUAACAACAUCUAUCCUGAGUAAAAAUGUUCCCACCCCAGAGUUGUCAUGCAGAUUUGCGACUACAGGAAGAUUUGUAAUGCGCAUCUCAUUGAGGGGCGUUUCCAAUCGUGUUUUGGAUUUUGUAAUGCUGUAAACAGGAUGAGCAGAUGGAUUUGUGAUGUGGUUCUCGUUGCUAACAUGCGUAACUACACUACGGACUGCAACUUGUCAUGCGUGGCUCCCAAAACUUCUGGAUUUGUGUCGCUAAGUUCCCAUCUUGACUCUGGUGUGGUGACGUUUUUACAUAUGAUAACAUCGGAUCAUACCCAAUCUCCGUCAGUCUCCAGCGGUAAUAUCGAGGAUUUUGCAGAACCGACAGCCAACCUUUUUGGCAUAUCAAAUGUAAAAGUGUCUGGGUCUGGAAAGUUGGAACUUGUGAUGCUAAUUUUGGACUCUAAAAAAAUCUGUAUUGCAUGACCAGCAAGAGGAGCCACAUUUGUGCUACGCGAGGAGGGCAUUUGUCAUGCGGAAAUGGCAUCAGGAAGCUUUCCAAAAAUCUGUGAUGCUGGGUCAUGCAUUACAAGCAUCAUGGGUCAUGCCAGACAAGCAUGACAAGCCUUCCAUUCUUCCAGACCCAGACAUUUUUACAUUUGAUAUGGCAGUAGUACAGGCAACCCGUGGAAGGAGCUCCGGUGCACGGCGUUGUGCGACGUGUGGAGCAAGGCGGCGCAUCGAGAACACAUCGAAAUCGAUUGGGGUGAGGUGAACCGCUGCGUGCUGCCGAUGAGCGUCAAACCAACGUGGAGAAGAACUGUAGUAGGGGAGAGCAAAGCUGAGGAUGAAGAAUGCUCAAGAACAUCGGGGGAGGUAGAAGUUGUGCAACAACGAAGAUCGCAUUAUCAUCAAAAGGGACAACAACGACCCAAACUCAUGUCACCAUCUGAAUCUCCUCAACCUGCUUGUUCACAACCCCACCGCGACGAGUGCCGCACUCGUCGUGUAUUCCUCCCGUCCACGCAACAGACAGUGACGGCAGCGCGAACCUCCUAUUAAGAGGAAAAAUCCUCCCUCCCCAUUUCAAAAUGGAAAUUUGUGAUGCUGAUUUGUGGUCACAAAUCAUCUUUGUCUUGCCUAUAGGGCAAUAGGAGCCAUGUGGCGCAUUCCAAAGGCAAUCUGUCAUCCGCUUUCGGCUACUGCAAACCUGUUUGCCAUGCGUAAUUGCGAGCCUUCUGCAUACCCAAACAGGCUCAGAAAAUGCCGCCAAGCACUUUCUGCAAGACAAACCUGAUUUGUGUACUCAAAUCCAGCAUCAGAAACUUCGUUGUAAUAUGGGGAGGGGGGAUUUUUCCUCACAAUACCUCCGCGGUUUUGUUCGACACGUCUUUCCGUCAGAUUUUCCGGCUUUCCGGGCGGGACCGCGCGGUGGUGGCCGACUAUGCAUUGUGCAAAUAUGUCUGGGUCUGGAAGAUUGCCAGGCUUGUCAUGCAUAUUUUGCAUGACCCAUAAUGCCUGUAAUGCAUGACCUGGCAACAUCACAGAUUUUCAGAGGGCUUCCUGAUGCCCAUUCUGCAUGAGAAAUGCCCUCGCCGUGAGUCCACAGACUGGACUCCUAAUAUCGCUGGGCCUGCAAUACAGAUUUGUUCAGAAUCCAACGACAGCAUCACAAGUUCUCACCUUCCAGACCACAUCCAGGGAUAUUUGCACUGGAUACCGACCACUUUCUCACGACUGACGUCCGCACCAAGAUGGAGCCCGGGGACGUGUGUUACUCCUGCGUCUUGGACACGAUGGCGCGCGUGCUGGAUGUGGGAUUCGUGUGCAAGAUGCAGAACGACAUUUUUCUCGUCCUCGAGGGCCACGAUGCGAAGCAGACCUUCGACUACCUCCAGAACUACGUCAUGUACACGCGGCAAACUGGGCUUGACGUUACCAUUUCCUCCUCCGAAUGCGGACAAGUCGAUAGUACUUUCAUCUUCGACGACGAGAUCGCGAAAGCGGCGCGCAUACGCAAUUCCACCUUCCACAAGAUGUCGGCAUCCGUGGAAAUUGCAGGACCGGCAAGCGCGGUGACGGUCGCUGGGACCGUGGCGCGACUGUACGAGGACUCUGAUAGAAGUACCGGCGAUGAAAUCAAUCCGGUCGUUUUCCUGUCCUCUAGUCUUGACGAGGAGCCUGAUGAAACAGCCGAUAACAGCACUUCGACGACAGCAACAACCGACGACAGCGUCGUGGCUCGCCCGGCGUCGGCAGCCUUGCGUCGAGCGGCUUCCCUGCGGAAAAAAAUCACCCGCAUGCCAACAAACAGCUGUCUGUCCUUCGCCGCUGCGCCGGGUAGAACGAGAGAACGACGUAGUCGUCCAAGUAUGUUGUUCUCUGCAGAACAAGAGGAUAGUACGUGCCCAACUACAUCAAGUGGAAGCAGUAGCUGUGAAGAGCAAUACGCCUAUAAUCCGGAAGAGCUUCUGCACCUCCACAUCGCCCGAGUCUCGAUGACCGGCGAGGACGGAUUUGUUAUUUUCGGCCAUGACCGGCUGGUGCGGAUUUUCAACGAGAAAGCCCUGAGGACCACAGGGGCCUCCGCACUAGAUGAACCCCAGAAGCAGGCCAGAGUUGUAAUACCAGAACAACGAGAAUUAUGUGAUCAAACGUUUGUUGACGGAUCUUUUACUACAGACGACGACCGCCACGACCCUCAGCUGCUCCUCGGCACCUACCAGGCCUUUGACCUCCUCCGUCUGGAGGCCGGGCACGUCAAAAUGGGCCAGGAUCUGCUGCCCGGCAUGGUGACCCCGGUGAGAGCCUCCCUCGCCUGGACGAUCUCGCAAAACAAGCUUCGCAACCACACCCUCUUCGGGUGGCAACGAUUGUUCUACGAUCUGGCGCGCGGCCCGAAGUGGCGUUUGGUCGGGUUGGAAAUUCAACCGGGCAAGUUCGCGCACCCCGGCUGCGUCCUCAUCUCCGACGGGGGCUUCAUCCGACGGAUGGUGGGGCACAUCGGCAGCUGUUGUUUCUCCCCACAUAAGAAGACCCGGAUUGCGUUGGGCUACGUCCACCCGGAAUACGCGGAGGAGGGGAAGCGCUUGUUUGCCAGCGUGUUGUUCGACCUGCCGGCGGGGAGAAUGUCCGGCGAACGGAUCAAAUUUAUGCUGAGCAAAAACGUCCCCACCCCAGAGUCAAGUUGGGAACUCAGCAUCACAAAUCCAGAAGUUUUGGGGGUGACGCAUGACAAAUUUUUCUCUGUAUUGUAGUACAGGGUAGCAAGCACAACCACAUGACAAAGCCACUCUCCUAUCCUGCUUACAACAUUACAAAUUUCAAAAAACGAUUGGAAAUGCCAUUAGUUACAAAUGUUGCUGUAAUUGCAAAUCUGCAUGACAACUCUGGUAUGGGGGACGUUUUUGCUCAGGAUCAAAUUCCACUUGAUGCAGGGCAUCAAGCGGGGUAACUACAGAAAAUUGGUGCCUCUGAAGGUGGUGGAUUUACCCUUUGUGCAACAUAGACCACCACUUUUAGAGAAAAUGACAACGAUAAAGACAUGACUACAUGAUCACGACUUCCCGGGGCCAGUGUAU
Molecule: messenger RNA, 6693 nt
Organism: Amoebophrya sp. A120
Lineage: Eukaryota; Dinophyceae; Syndiniales; Amoebophryaceae
Source: the annotation of a GenBank genome assembly